Molecule: messenger RNA, 2531 nt
Organism: Aspergillus ochraceoroseus IBT 24754
Lineage: Eukaryota; Fungi; Ascomycota; Eurotiomycetes; Eurotiales; Aspergillaceae
Exons: 1
Coding region: 312-2345 (677 amino acids)
Source: RefSeq, a predicted model, not a curated record
CUUCACUCUUAUUUACUGGCUUCACUAGCUCUGUUUUACAAGCCUCUCAUACUUCAAAUCCCCUAAUCUCUGCGAUCCCCUAUCUUUCAAGCUAUUGAGGCAUCCAUUGAUUAAUCUACUCCUAUUCGUCAGCCCCUAUCACAUGCCACGUGACCUAAGAAUUAUAGUUAAUCCGCGCCGGAACAUGUCAAGGUUUAUAAUUGCUUCAUGGGUGAGCAAAGGUUAGGCGCGCGUUGGCCCGCGUUCGCGUUCCUUUUGCAUAACAUUGCUCUUUUGGUUAGACCUGAUGGUUUCCCCUCCUGAGUACUGAGAUGGAUGCAGAACCCUCAGUUUCACGAGAUCCCCGCGUCUCCAGUCGCUUACAAAACUCGCUGUCUGUUCGAUCAAAUUCCCAAGAGCAACUACGAUCGUGCUCCGUCCCUUCUCCACACCCAAGCACGGGCAGCCAAGAGACAACAAGUGAUCAUUUCAUUCGCGGCAUCUCUGAUCUUGUUCAAACAGCGGUCUUUGCUGCAACUAGCAGGUCAGAGCGAGAAAGACUCCACAAGAAACGCGGUACUACAGACGAGCUUCUUAGUAAAGCUAGAGGCCACUCUGGGUUUCCAUCCACUGUUGAAUUUUUCCAAAAAGCCAAGCAUGACGAGGAUGUAGAUCUAGUACGGAUAGAAAAGAAGAUAAAGGAAUACGAGUCAAAUUACCAGCGCCUUGAGAGCGAGCUCAGAGCCAGAUGGCUCGCCUCAGCAUCACAGCCCUCGAAAGUCAAGGAAAAGAUCCCUCAACUGCAGCAGGACGUCCAUCUAGCAAACACCAGGAUCUCUUCUUUACAGUCCGAUGUGGCCAAGCUUCAGUCUUUGGAGAAGGAGGUCGAUAUCCUUCAUGGCACUAUCAGCGCUCAUCAGAAGAGUUUCGCAAGCUAUACGAACUCCCUUGGCGUCCAAGAUCGAGUUUUAAAGGAUAAUAGCAAUAAGAUUGAGCAACUGGAAAGAGACAUCAAGAACAAUGCUUUUGACACUCUCGAGACGCUAUCAUCUGAGUGCAAAAGCAUGGCGGAUGAGUCAAAACAGAACAUAGCCGCAUGGGGGGAGAAAAUCGAGUUGUUAUGGCAAGCUCGACAUGCUUAUUCGACCUUCUCUGAUAAAAUCCACGGAAAUAUGGAGGCCUAUCAACAGAAAUUGGAGGAUCUCUCUAAGCCACAAACUGCAGACCCAAACCCAAAGCUGGCGUCGAGUAUUCAGGCCCUGAGCGAUCGCCUGGGUGAGCUAGAGAAAGUUCUGAGUAUAAAGGAUGAUUUGCAGUUUGCAGAGAUGGAAGAUAUCAAAAAAUCACUGGAAGAAUUCAAAACCAGUAAUGAGCAAAUUUCCAAAUCAUCCAUCGAGGGAAAGGUCAACACGAUGCAUCUUCACAUGCAGCAUAUGCGCCAAAAUAUCCACAGUGUUAACACUGGGUUACGCUCUUUAGAAUCAAGGUAUAACAGCCUAUCAACUGAGCCUAUUGUGAAGCAAAUGGUUGCAGCAAUGCAAGAAAUGUACCCUUCUGUUGAUUAUCUAUCUGCGGGUCUAGAAAUGCAGACACGGCGCGUUAACCAGCAACUACCACCUCUCCAACAUAAAGUCCAACAACUUGAGGCCCAGGUCCAAGGCUCUAUAAUAACCCACAACGAAUUAACGCAACUCCAGAGUGAACGGAAUGAUCUUUCCCAAUCAGUAGGGUCUCUUUGGGAAAGAUUAAAUACCCAAGCUCAGUGGCUUAAUCAGGAAGAAUUCAACACAAUAAAAUCCAACCUUGGUCAACUCGCAGGCAUAUCUAAUACUGUGGUGGAUGAACUCAAGUCUAAAAAGGCUGCGGAUGAAAAGUUUCUGCAGGAGCUUGCAAUCGAGCGCAACUCCUUCCAAGGGCAGCUCAGCAUGCUGAGGGAUACUAUCGCGCGGCUAGAUACGCAACUCACUCAAAAACCCUUGGGUAACGAUAAGGCCAUCCAGUCCCCAGCGCUGCCCAUCGAGAAUCUUGAGACAUCGAUUAAGGACCAUCAUCAGCAAUUGCGCGAGCAGAUUCAAGAAUUCACAGAAACCGGGGAGCCGACGGAACCUCUUGCUAAUGAGAGAGGGGUGACGUCUGCGCUGGAAACAUCUGAUACCGUGCAAGAAUGCAAUACGGAUAAUCCAAUCCCUUCACAGGGAGGAAGGGUCAAGCGACCCCAUGCAUCCACCUUGUCUGAUGAUGAGAAAUCAUUAUUCGUGGACUCCGCUCCUUCUCUCGCCGUCCCAGAAAUUGUGGUCCCAUGCGCGAUCAGGAACCAAAAUAACAAGCGGAUAAGAAUUACAAGCGGAGACGCCGAUAUAAACUGACUAGAGAAGGGGGGUUGAAAGUACUCCAAACUUCUCUCCGUCUUUCUGGGAUGGGCCCUCUUCAAAAGUUCAUUGUUUUAUUUUUAAUAUUGAACGUUGGCUCUGUCUGGUAACGAAUGCCACGAGGCUGUCAUUUAUUCUUUUCUAUUGGAGAUUGCAUUACGGUGCACACACUCUUGUAUUUAA